Pseudomassariella vexata is the source of this 459-nucleotide messenger RNA. Its product is annotated as cofilin/tropomyosin-type actin-binding protein. The record is from RefSeq and is a predicted model, not a curated record. Gene Ontology annotation, cellular component: actin cortical patch; cytoplasm; actin cytoskeleton. Lineage: Eukaryota; Fungi; Ascomycota; Sordariomycetes; Amphisphaeriales; Pseudomassariaceae. Gene Ontology annotation, biological process: actin filament severing; actin filament depolymerization; cell motility. The annotation marks the transcript as partial. Gene Ontology annotation, molecular function: actin filament binding. The transcript has 5 exons.
UCGCAAGAGUGCAUCACGGCUUUCAACGACCUGAAGCUUGCCAAGAAGUACAAGUACGUCAUCUUCAAGCUGUCGGACGACAACCGCGAGAUCGUCGUCGAAGACGCUGCUGGCGGAAGAAGAAAGGAUUGGGAUGAAGGCUUUGCGGCAAAGCUUAUGAACGCCAAGACCAAGACUGUACGUGCAGAUGGGACCGAACCCGCCGACUGUCGCUACGCUGUGUAUGACCUUCAGUACGAUCUCGCAUCCGGCGAGGGCGUCCGAAACAAGAUUGCCUUCAUCACAUGGUCACCGGAUACUGCAUCUGUCAGAACCAAGAUGACCUACUCCUCGUCGAAGACUGCUUUAGAGCGUGCUCUCACUGGCAUCGCAGAGAAUCACCAUGCGUCUGACAGUAGCGAAAUUGAAUUCGCUUAUGUAGUGAACAAGGUUAGCAGAAACAAGGGCUUGGUAGUGUAA